AUGGAGCAAAGCGCCCUUGAGUUGUAUGUUCGUGCGGUCGAGAGUGGCAAGCAAGGCGAAGGCGGAUUCAAGCCCGAGGUGCAUCCAUGGGUGGCCAGUGAACUCUUAAAAGAUUUCCCUGGAAACCCAUUCACCUCAGCCAAGGUCAAGUCAAAGUAUACUCAGGGAUUCAAGAAGAUAUACAAUGCCUUUGUUGCUUGUAAAGGUGCAAGCGGCUUUGGCUGGAAUGAGGCCAAAUCGAUGGUCACAGCAUCCGAGGAUGUUUGGAAUUCAUUCUUGGUGUUGCACCCAUCUGCGAAGCGAUUCAAAAACACACCAUUCCCUGAGUAUAGCGACUUUCAGACCAUCUUUGAAGGUCACACUGCCCGAGGAGAUAUGCAUCAAUCGCCAGGCACAGAAACCAACAAGGAAUCUGCUGCACUCGAGACCGCUGAUUCUGGAAACCUGCCCGAAACCUUGGAAGCAACUCGUGCACCCACUCAACGACCUGGUGUCCAACCACCUCGCCGACACCGCAUCACAUCGGGUGACCGGUUUGAAAACUCAAUCGAUCAGCUUGUUGAUGCUUUUAUAUCAUCAAACACCAAAACGGAAUCACCUGCAAGCUCGCCGAUUCACCUCGCUUUGGAGAAGUUUCAGGAGAAGUUUGCUGAUGAUCUUGGGUUGGACGAGCUUGUUGCUGGUUUCAGCGUUUUGGAAAGUGAUUCAAAGGCUCAAUGCUUUCUAGCGAUCAAAAAUGAUGAUCAUGCUCGGGCCUGGAUCAAUAGGCAGAUUGCAAGCAAGAUGGUUCCCGACAGUUGA
Molecule: messenger RNA, 801 nt
Organism: Puccinia graminis f. sp. tritici CRL 75-36-700-3
Lineage: Eukaryota; Fungi; Basidiomycota; Pucciniomycetes; Pucciniales; Pucciniaceae
Exons: 2
Coding region: 1-801 (266 amino acids)
Source: RefSeq, a predicted model, not a curated record